AUGCUCGGUCCAACACACGAUGGCGAGCGGUACGAGCUCACCAGCCCAACGGCAAUGCCCAAAGCGGGUGGAUUCCUAUGGAAUCAAAAGAUGAUGAUCCAAAUGACGUGUCGUGGAUAUGCCGUCGCACAAUUCAUGCAGCCCGAGCCCGCCAAGUAUUCCCAUGCGCCGAAUCUGGAGGCGAAGACUUUCAUGCAACCUGAGCAGAAUUACUACACCCACCACCCCGGCCGUUUCGUCUAUGUCAAGGACGAAGAAACAGACGAAAUUUUCUCGGCACCUUAUGAGCCGGUCAGGACUUCGCUGGAUCGGUUUGCCUUCUCCGUUGGCAAGAGCGACAUCUCAUGGAACGUGGAGAAUCUCGGAAUCCGGGUCGAGAUGAAGUUUGGUCUACCAACAAAUGAUGUAGCUGAACUUUGGACGAUCAAGGUCCAAAACAUUUCAGAACGACGUCGCAAGAUUAGUGUGUAUCCUUAUUUCACCAUCGGAUAUAUGUCAUGGAUGAAUCAGGAGGGUGAAUAUCGCCAGGAUCUGGGCGGUAUAGUUGCAAGCAGCAUUACACCUUACCAAAAGCCUCAGGACUAUUCUAAGAUCAAGCUACUCAAGGACAAGACCUAUUUCCUGUGUCGAACCGAGCCAGACUCUUGGGAGGUCAACCAACAUGCAUUUGAGGGCGACGGUGGUUUGCACAAUCCCUCUGGCUUAUCAGAGCCAACCCUACGGAAGGGGGAUGCCCGCUAUGAAACUCCAGUCGCUGCGGUACAGUAUCGUCUGGACCUGCAGCCCAAUGAAGAGCGCGAGUACUGCUUCUUAUUUGGGCCUGCGCUCGAUGAUGCAGAAAUUAUCGAAAUGCGAGACAAGUACUUGAGUAAAGAAGGAUUCUCCAAGGUUGCUGAUGACUACGCCUCUUACAUCGAGAAGGGCAGCGGCUGUGUUCGAAUUGAGACUCCUGACAAGGAUCUGGACAACUUUGUCAACAACUGGAUGGCCCGUCAGGUAUAUUACCAUGGGGACGUGAAUCGCCUUACUACCGACCCACAGACCCGAAACUAUAUGCAAGACAACAUGGGAAUGAGCUUCAUCAAACCAGAGGUGGCCAAAAAAGCCAUCAUUACGGCACUCUCCCAGCAAGAAUCCUCUGGAUCUAUGCCAGACGGUAUCAUCUUAGUCGAGGGCGCUGAGCUGAAGUACAUCAACCAGAUCCCUCACACCGACCAUUGCGUUUGGCUUCCGAUUGCUUUGGAAGUGUACUUGGCCGAAACAGCAGACUACGAGCUACUAAGUAUCCCGGUACAGACGCAGAACGGAGAUAAAUUCACCGUGUUUGAGCGGCUGAGUCGCGCCAUGGACUGGUUAUUAUCAAAGCAAGCGCGGGACCAUCGUGGUCUGAGUUUCAUUGCCCAAGGAGAUUGGUGCGACCCUAUGAACAUGGCAGGCUGGAAAGGCAAGGGAGUAUCCGGCUGGUUGACCGUAGCAACCGCAUACGCCCUGAAUAUCUGGGCUACUAUUUGUGAGCAACAGGGCGAUAAGCCAUCAUCCUCACGUUACCGUGCUGGGGCCAAGGAUGUCAACGAUGCGGCAGACAGACAUUUAUGGAAUGGCGACUGGUUUGCGCGUGGCAUUACGGACGACGAUGUUGUGUUUGGCGUAAAAGACGACCCGGAAGGCAGGAUCUGGCUCAACCCGCAGGCCUGGUCUAUCCUUGGGGGGGCUGCUUCUCCCGAGAAAAUUGGCAAGAUGCUCCCUCAAAUCGAUCGGCAGUUGGGCACACCUUAUGGCGUGCUGAUGUUUGCACCUCCUUUCACGGGCAUGCGCGAGGAUAUCGGCCGCGUAACCCAGAAAUAUCCCGGGCAAGGGGAGAAUGGGUCUGUGUACAACCACGCAGGAGCAUUCUAUGUCCACAGUUUAUACUCAAUCGGCGAAAGCGACAGAGCGUACAGAAUAUUGCGCCAGAUGAUACCAGGUCCAAGUGAAGACGAUUAUGUCCAACGGGGACAGUUACCUAUAUACAUCCCGAACUACUACCGAGGAGGAUGGCACGAAUAUCCACGCACCGCAGGGCGCUCGAGCCAAUUGUUCAAUACCGGAACCGUGUCGUGGGUUUACCGUUCCUUCGUUGAAGGACUGUGUGGCCUGCGUGGUGAUCCCAACGGUUUAUCCAUCUGCCCCCAACUACCUUCAGCUUGGGACGGGAUGAAAGUCACUCGACUGUUCCGCGGGGCCACAUUUUACCUAGACAUCCGCCGCGACAAAGAUGUCCAGCGCGUGACUGUUUCCCAUGAGGGAGACACGCUACCAGGAGCUCAUUUUGGUGGGAUCAAAGCUGGCGAAGUAUACCACCUGAAGGUUGCAGUGCCCUUCACGAACAAGCCGUAG
Molecule: messenger RNA, 2376 nt
Organism: Neoarthrinium moseri
Lineage: Eukaryota; Fungi; Ascomycota; Sordariomycetes; Amphisphaeriales; Apiosporaceae
Exons: 1
Coding region: 1-2376 (791 amino acids)
Biological process (GO): cellulose catabolic process
Molecular function (GO): carbohydrate binding; hexosyltransferase activity
Source: RefSeq, a predicted model, not a curated record